GGACCUAAGCCAUAUACAGAACGUAUUCGCUUCGUCUUGCUUAGAUGGCACAUGAAAUUAGGAGGAAGAUGCAUUGUCUUGACGUACUGCAUGCUUCGGUCCUCGCGUUUCGCUUUCUCUGUUGAUGGAUUGUGAUUGUUUGGUCUGUUUGUAAUUCUUGGCGUGAAUAUGAGUUCAUUGCGGAUAAGGUUAAGGUUGCUACACCUCACUAGUGAAAUAGCUUAUUUGGCUGGUGAAGCUUAAAAGCUUUGAUUCCUCGACUACUGGCCAGAAUUUAUAUCAUCUUUCACCACUUAAUUACUUCUCAUAUCUAAUCUCUGUACGCUACGUACCAGUAUUAACAUUUAAAGACCUUCGUAUUUCCUCAAUCCGAGAACUUUUACUUUACCCAACUCACUACUUCAUAAUGUCCAGCCGGCAGAGCUUCGUCGCCAUCGCAGGCGCAACAGGCAAUCUAGGCUCCCAGAUUGCCCUGGAUCUACGCAAGAGAAAUGUAGCAGUUAAAGCCCUUGUGCGUCCCGGUAUUGCAGCAUCCCGCACCCAAAAUUUACAAGAUGCCGGUGUCGCAAUAGCAGAAGUCAACAUGAACGAUGUUCCAGCCAUCACAGAAGCUAUCACAGGUGCUACAACAGUCGUCUCGUCACUUCAAGGUCUCCGAGACGUUAUACUGGAUGUUCAAGGAAGACUUCUCGAAGCUUCUGUUGCUGCGAAUGUACAGCGAUUCAUCCCAUCCGAUUAUGCAUUGGAUUUCACCAAAUGUGAACCAGGCACCAACCGAAAUUUAGAUUUGCGUCGUGAAUUUCAUGCUAAACUCGAUGCAUCGGGUAUUCAAUGGACGACCAUACUGAAUGGUGCCUUCAUGGAACUUCUGACGACCGGUCAAUUGCCAGUUAUCAACGAUAGAUGGCAUCGUAUUAUGUAUUUCGGUAGCGCAGAUCAGAAGCUCGAUUACACAAUUAUUCCAGACGUGGCUGCUUACACGGCUGCUGUGGCUGCGGAUCCAAAUCCAACACCAAAGUUCCUACGUAUCGCAGGAAGCUCCGUCAGUGCGAAGGAUUUGGCCGAAAUUGUAACGAAGGUACGUGGUGAGCAGUAUACACCGAUGUGGAUAGGCAGUGUUGGACUCCUUCGGAUGCUUAUCUGGAUAUUGAAAUUUGUGAUUGGGGGUGUAGAGGAUAAAUUGUUUCCUCCCUGGCAGGGGAUGCAAUAUUUGGAAAAUAUGGUCUCGGGAAAGGGCAAGCUGGAUCCUCUUGAUAAUGAUAGGUAUCCUGAUGUGGAGUUUACGACGGUGGAGAAAGCUCUUGUAGAAGCAGAUGCUGAGAAGAAAAAGAAGAAGUAGGCUUGAACAAAGGGAAUGAGAUAUCAAACGGGUCUCCUGUACGCAUGAUAUGUGAGCAUCAGAGUUCGGUUGGUGGCUUUUGAUAUCGAUUUGUUGGUCUACUUGGUAACAAAAUUCGAGCACAUAAUUAACUUUGUUUCUUCAUAUCAAAUAACUAUGUGACAGAUAUUUCGAGAUAGCACUAUUCUGUUAUGAUGGAUAUGUCAUUUCCAUAAGCAUCAAGAAUGCUCAUAGAAUUAUCCAGCCUU
Messenger RNA from Sclerotinia trifoliorum, 1587 nucleotides. Lineage: Eukaryota; Fungi; Ascomycota; Leotiomycetes; Helotiales; Sclerotiniaceae. The record is from the annotation of a GenBank genome assembly.